AAGAAAAUAUACAUAUCAUUUACAUACAGACAUUUAUUUCUUGAUUGUGUGUGAUUCGUAAAAUUUCUUAAAGAACCACACGAUCAGUUUAGUUUAGUUUUGUUUUUCCUGAAUCAACAUACGAUGGAGAAGUACAGGCCAAUUCAGAAAGUUGGUGAGGGAACCUUUGGAAGCGUAUGGAGUGCUAUAAACAAACAGACGGGAGAAGUUGUUGCUAUAAAGCAGAUGAAGAACAAAAAAUAUCAUUCUUGGGAAGAGUGCAUAAAUUUGACAGAAGUGAAGUCACUACUAAAGAUGAGUAGUCAUCCUAAUAUUGUGAAGCUAAGAGAAGUUAUUAGAGAACAUGAUAUCUUGUAUUUGGUGUUCGAAUAUAUGGAGUGUAAUUUGUAUCAACUUAUCCGAAAAAGAGGAACAAGGCUGUUUUCAGAGGAUGAAGUCAGAAAUUGCUGCUUUCAAGUAUUUCAAGCUCUUGCCUACAUGCACCAGUGUGGGUAUUUUCAUCGCGAUCUUAAACUAGCAAAUCUUCUAGUCUCAAACAAUCUUAUCAAACUAGCCGAUUUCGGAUCUGCAAGAAAAAUUGAUUCAGGGCAACCUUAUACACAAUAUGUCACUACACGCUGGUAUAGGGCUCCUGAAGUUAUACUAAAGUCUCCUACUUAUACUUCUGCUGUCGAUAUGUGGGCAAUGGGUGCAAUAAUGGCUGAACUGUUCACUCUUCGUCCUCUGUUUCCUGGACUAAAUGGAGCAGACCAGAUGUAUAAGAUAUGCAGCGUGAUUGGAUCGCCGACAGAUAACUCUUGGCCCCAUGGUAUAAGGCUUGCUAGGGGCAUGAACUACCAGUUUCCAUACCUUCCUGGCGUGCAUAUGUCAAUUGUCAUGCCCUCAGUAAGUGAUGAUGCAACUAGCCUUAUUAGGUCACUUUGUUCUUGGGACCCUUUCAAGAGGCCAACAGCAGCACAAGUCCUUCAGCAUCCAUUCUUUCAUAAAUGUUACUAUGUCAUCCCACCAUCUCCACAGACUACAGCUGCUGCCUACUGUCAACGGAACACCAACACCAACACCAACAAGAACACCUCUGUCAUUGGGAGCAAGACGAAGUUAUUUAGGAUGUUUGUAAAGAUUUUUUUUAUUUUCUUUUUCUUUAGAAGUUGCUCAAAAGCUACUCAUAUUUGCUCAUAUUAAUUAGAGAUUGCAUUAUUGUAACACUUAAAAAUUCAUCAAUAGAUCACACAUUUUUUAUGACAAGGCCUGCAACUUUAUCCUGUUAAGCAAAUCCUUUAUAUCUUGUUCAUUAUCCUCCACAGAAGUUAGCAUGUUAGCAGAAUUUUCAGGUUGCUGCUUGCCUACUUUCAUCCUUUUCUUCUGAAAUUAACUCUG
This is a messenger RNA of Beta vulgaris subsp. vulgaris (sugar beet), 1377 nucleotides long. Its product is annotated as cyclin-dependent kinase F-4. Gene Ontology annotation, cellular component: nucleus; cytoplasm. Lineage: Eukaryota; Viridiplantae; Streptophyta; Magnoliopsida; Caryophyllales; Amaranthaceae. The coding region runs from base 124 to 1182 and encodes 352 amino acids. Gene Ontology annotation, molecular function: ATP binding; protein serine/threonine kinase activity. The transcript is spliced from 2 exons. Gene Ontology annotation, biological process: protein phosphorylation; intracellular signal transduction. The record is from RefSeq and is a predicted model, not a curated record.